Messenger RNA from Tetrahymena thermophila SB210, 1812 nucleotides. RefSeq lists its product as hypothetical. Lineage: Eukaryota; Ciliophora; Oligohymenophorea; Hymenostomatida; Tetrahymenidae. The record is from RefSeq and is a predicted model, not a curated record. The transcript is spliced from 2 exons.
AAUUAUUCGAAGUUUAUUCUAAAGCAAAUGACAGAAAAACAAGUUGAUUAAUAGAGUUAGUCUGCUUUAAAUUAGGAUGCAAACAAUGAAGAUUAAGUUUAAAAGGACUAAAAAUAGCUUCUUUCAAAGUAAAACCUAGAACAAAAUGCUGAAAAUGGUUAAAAUUCUGAAAUGGAUUAGGCUCAAUUGUAGCAUUAGAAUAACUCUCAGUCUUAAAUACAUAAAUAAUUGUCUCCAACUAAGCAAAGUUCAAUGAAUGAUCAUGUUUAAAAUUUGAGUCAAGCUAAUUUAGAGCAAGAAGAUAAGAAAUAAGAAGCCAAUACUGAAAAAAACGAUUAGAAUCCUAGCUAGAUAAAAGACUCAAAUAAUAAUUUAAAAGAAUAAACUAAGAUAUCUCAACAUUAAUUAGGUACUCAUAACUCUUUAGAGGAGCUACAAAAUAAAAUUUCUAAUUAAAGCACAAAAUAAGACUUAAAGAAUGGAGAAGGAGCUAUCAAAACAUAAAACAGCUACUUAAAUAAAGAAAAAGAAGGAAAUUUGACUAACAGAAAGUCAAAGGAGCUUCCACCUUUAAUAAAUGAAAAAUUUCAUAAAACGGGAAAUUCAUCAACAUCUCAUUUAAGUGCAUCAAAAUAUUCAGAAGGAGCUAGUUUAGGUAGAGUACUUGGAGAAAUGAAGAGAAAUAGGAAAUAAGCAGAAAUAGAAUCUGCUAUACUAAGCGGCAGGAUAGCCUUACUUAAGUAAGAAGAAAUAAAUAGCCGUAAAAAGAUAUUUUAAACAAAAAAGUAGACAUUUGAGUAUUACUUGCUUAAGAAAUCAAAUGAAGAGCUUUAAAAUUAAAAAAAAAAAGACUAAAGUGAAGAAUAAGAAAAGUUAAAGAUUAAGUAAGAAGAAAAUGAACGUUUUAGAUUGAAAAAGCGUGAUGAUAGAGAUUUAGCAAGAAACGAAUAACUUAAUACAAAUAAGUCUCAUUACAAUACGGUGAAAAAAUAAUUAUAAGAAGACGAAGAGAAAAGAAAGUUGUAUUUAGAGAGAUAAGCUUUGGAAAACUAAAAGAAAAAAAUGUAUAUUUAGUAGCAACUAUUAAAAGGCAGUCUUCGUGUGACAGAAUAUAAAAAUAAAUAAAAUGAAAGGUAACUUGAAAAUUACCGUAAAUAAAUUUAGGAAGAAGAAUAUUUGAAACAGUAAAAGCAGUAUGAAAUUUAUCAAAUGGAGCAACUCGAGCUCAGCCUCAUUAAAAAGUUGCAAGCAACUUAAUAAAUUUAAAGAAAAUGCUUUGAAGAAUUAUAGGGAGUUAUAACAUUAAAGACUAAUGAAUUUAAAGAUCAAUAUAAGCCUGUCUUUUCAAGAAAAAAAGUGUACAAAAUGAUCAUGAGCUAAACUUAAUAGGUUUUGAAAUAAGAUGAUAAAAUAGAAUCAGCAACCGAUAGAAAAAUGAAUACUCAUUAAAGUUUAGAAAAUUUAGGAGCUCCCAUUUAAGCUGAAAAUAAAAAAAUAAAUUCUUAAGAUAAGUUAAAUGAUAUAGUAAAUAAUUAGGAAAAUACACCAAGCUCCAAAUAAUAAAUGCCUUCUUCCAAUGAGAAUUAAAGCAAAGAUGAAUAAAAAACUGAUAAUCCCGAUAUUUAGUAAGAAAGGAAAUAGUCUCAAAAUGAUUUAAACAGUAAUCAUGUUUCAUCUUUAUAGAAAAGUAAUUUAAAAAUAACCGAUGGAAUAGAAGAGGAAGAACAAGACAAAAAAAAGAGAAAGAAAAGCAAAUCAAAAAAAAGAAAAGUUAAAAAAAUAAUAAAAGAGUAUCCCGAUUUUGUUUUCUGA